GAUAAUGGGUUUUCAGAAAUCUGAUUGUGAAGUCACGAAUUAUUCAUUGUGACGCGGUUUAAACUCUUUGUUACGUUACGGGGAUCAAUGUAAUGUUUCUAAUCCUGGUAUUUUGAUGGGGAAAGUACGGGAUAUUUUGUUACGGCGAGUUAGGAACUUUUAUGCGUUAUAUGCGGCUCGACCGCUGUUGGCUUCGCGUUCAGGGCGCGGUCACGUCGUGUACUCUAUUGCCUAAUAGUUUUGCAAAACGUAAUAAACUGGUUGGGGGCUAAGGCGCAACACGGGCCACUUGUUGGUAGACCGUAGCGAAAACUUAAGACUGUCUAUGUUUGCACAGGGGUCUCCAUUUUCGUAUAAAACGCAUCGGCCAUAUAGCGAUCCAGACGCCGGGUUUCGGAUCAGGUUUUCCCGCGGCGACCACGGUCAUUGACCCGAUGUAUUUGCCCAGAUUGGUCGACGGAUAACGGGCGGAAACUUGACGGCUGUCGCUUUUAAUAAAUCUGCAAACAGAAACCUAAAUCCGAGCACUUUAGGGACCGUUUGAAGUCGAAACGCCAGAAAUGCAAGGAACUUUUAAAAACAUCAAAGAAAGAAUAGUUCUGGGGAAAAUUUUUAAAAAGCUGAAAAUUUGUAUAUUUUUUUCAGUGCUCUUCGGUAAAUUUUUGUACAAAGACUUCUUAUUUUUAAAUUAAUAAUUUACUUUAUUAUAUUUUUAAAAUAUGUAAGCGCGUGGUUUUUGAUUGCCUAUUUUUCUUAGAUCCUAUAACCAUAUUUUGUGCUAAUAGUAUUCCAUCUUACCCCACAGCAAUAAAAUAUUAUAAUUGUCAUAUUUUAUUCCCGUUCAGUUGGUUUAACAAAUUUUUGCAAGCCUUUGUUUCGUCAUUAGUCAUUGUGACGUCACAAUACCCCGUUCGCACCUGUGCAAAUGAACAGCACGGCGAUUCAAUUGUUACGUCAUAGUUGAGCUUUGCGUCAGAGCGUCCAGCGCGUAUUGUGACGUCACAAGAGCAUAUGUCCAUUACAAUGAUGUUGUGUUAGCAUGGAUUAGCGACCGCGGGCGAAUGUUUGAGGAAAGAAUUAAUUCUGACGCUUUCCGGGCGGUAAAAUAACUGAACGCAAACUGUAAGCGGUGAAGACACGCGAAACCUCAAUUUUUAAGCAGAUUGGGCAAAAGAUUUUACAGGUGUGUUUUAACGUAGGCACUAACAUAUAGUGCUGUGGGGUAAGAUGGAUACCGUUAGCACAUAAUAUCCCAUAUUUCCUAAUUGUGUUUUUAACAGUUAACAACGCUCUUUUAAAGUCGUGAGGAUACGGUUAGUUAAUGCCAAAAAAAUAGGAAUACCAGCUUAAAAAUACGUCUUUUACAUAUAGUUGACAGUUAGUUUUGUAUAUAUGAAUACACCACUUAGCGGAAGAAGGAUUAACUACUUAGUGACACUCGGCACAACUUGGCGACACGCGAAUUGUGACAACCUCUCACGGGGAUUUAUUUUUGUUAUUUCAACGUCGCAUUCGAACACCUGGAUUUAUUUUGUCCCCGAUUUUCUCACGCCCACUUUAUUUAACACACACGUGAUGUCGCUGUUAAUCCAACAGAAAAUACCAUUGAUGACGACAUGAAAGCUAUUGUUCCGUCACAAGCCGAAAUCAAAACACAACUUAUUCAAAGCUGGACUAAUAAAUCAGGAAGGGGUUAUAAACCGUUCUAUAUAUGAUCGAGCUCCUAUAAGCCUAAAUCGUGUAACGCAAUAGAUCAAGACUUUGGGUUAAAAGCCGGAGUUAGCCCAUUAACCUAGUCCUAUAGUAUACCGGCGAUAACAUGAAAAAUAGCGAAUUUUAAAGACCCGCCUAGCCCACCGUACACUCACUGUACAUGGCCACGUGGAGCUUACUGCGGUGGGAUUCGAACCCAAGAAAAGGCGUUCCUUGCCUCGCACCUUCUACAGUGCAUGGAUGGCUUCAUAUUCGUGUUGGGAGCGGAUGGGAAGAUUAUGUAUAUGUCGGAGACUGUGUCAGGACACUUGGGACUUUCACAGGUUGAAUUGACAGGCAACAGUAUAUACGAGUACAUUCAUCCAGGCGAUCAUGACGAAAUGAAGGCUGUUCUAACUGCCCCACCACCUCCCUGCAUUAACCCAAGCUACCCACAAGUCUGUCCCGAAUACGAAGCCGAGCGUUGUUUCUUCACUCGCAUGAAAUGUGUGCUGGCUAAAAGAAACGCUGGUCUUACUAGUGGAGGUUACAAGGUGAUUCACUGCACUGGUUACAUAAAGAUACGUUACUUUAUGUUCGAUCAAUACGAUGGCAGUGGAGGAGGGUGCUAUCAUAACGUGGGGGUGCUGGCGUUGGGGCAGUCCCUACCUGCUACGUCACUCACUGACGUCAAACUGUAUUCGAAUAUGUUCAUGUUUCGCGCAAGCCUCGAUUUCAAGCUGAUAUUUAUGGAUCAACAAGUGUCGUCGCUACUGGGUUUUGAACCGCAAGACUUAAUAGAAAAGACAUUAUAUCAUUACGUUCACGCAGGCGACCUGUUCCAUCUAAAGGAAUCCCACCAGAAACUGCUAAACAAGGGGCAAGUGAAGACGAAGUAUUAUCGCUUUCUCACCAGGCACGGGGGAUGGGUGUGGGUGCAAAGUCACGUCACAAUCGUCCAUAACAGCAGAUCGUCGCGUCCGCAUUGCAUUGUUAGCGUUAACUACGUCAUAAGUGACGUAGAGAAGCGAGACAUUGUGAUGUCACAACACCAAAUAGAACCUUCCAAAGUCAACCAUUUUAAUGUGAAGUCGAGCGGUUCUAGUAGGAGCAAAAAGAGAAAAACGAAGAGCAAAGAGGAGAAAAAAGUUUACACCGGUCGAUUACGUAAUAGGGAAAAAACCACGAAUUAUUCCGAGUCGAGUCCUGACCUUGCUGUUGCUACGAACGACGAUGACGUAACGAAUUACGUCACAAACGGGAAUUCCCAAACUUCUGAUAACGGAAGCAGUCCUAAUGACGUCACGUAUUACGAAAAUGAUAAUUACACGUCAUCGAAAACAGUAGACACGUAUGACGUAAGAGCUACGUCAUCAAAAACCGUCGUACCACACGCAAAUCCUACAGAGUCUAGUUAUGAACAUUAUAGAACUCACGAGCGCCAUCUGACGGCUAGCGAUCAGUACAGGUCGUACCAUCAUCACGUGUUAUAUCAUUACCAUCAUCAUCACCAUCACGGGUUCACGAACGAACCGUUUCACGAAUCACGAGAUGAAAGGAAACACUACAACCCAUACACAGGUCCUUGGAAUGGAUAUCAGCAAUAUUACCCCUCAAGUGACGUCACACAAGUACCUCGACCAAUCAAAUCGCGAGAAAGCCCCGAACUUUGCAGCGACACCCAGUGUCCGAACGCUACCGGAAAAUCCGAACGAUGUGACGUCACAGAACGAAAAACAAACGAACGACGAUACGCGAGAAGAAACUCUGUGACGUCAUCGUGCCGUUUUGCCCCAAACCGGAAGCCGCCGUAUAUGACAUCUUAUGACGUCACAAAUAAUAUGACGUACGACGCUAAAUUAGCGGUACAGCAAUUACAAGCCGACAGAACGAUCGCACAUAGGCCAAGUUACCCUCCUUAUCUUCACACGACUUAAAACAGCACUUGCGAGAUAUGCAAUAGUAAAAGCGCGAAUCGUUGUCAACCCAGCUGCAAUCAACCUUGCGCCGAAUUCUCGAAUGUUCCUUAUGACGUAAUUGCACUUUAUUACAACAAACCAAACCGUGA
This is a messenger RNA of Ciona intestinalis (vase tunicate), 3760 nucleotides long. The record is from RefSeq and is a predicted model, not a curated record. NCBI's taxonomy places the organism in Eukaryota, Metazoa, Chordata, Ascidiacea, Phlebobranchia, Cionidae.